UUAAUUGUAUGGUCUCUACAUAAUUCAUAUUGCUUACUAAGUAUUAUCAUCAUGGAUCAUAAUGAUUGUGAUCAUGCACAGUGCACAACACAAAAUGCCAAUUUAUCAGUAUGUCAGACUGUCUCCGAAAUGGAUUGGGAAAGGGGUUUAUGGCAUGCAGCUUACUAUGGGGACAAGGAAAGGGUAAAAUACCUAAUUGAAAAAUCAAGGGAUCCAAAAGAAGCAGUCAAUGCAGCAGAUAAUGCUGGUUACACUCCUCUGCACUAUGCAGCCAGGAAAGGACAUGUUGACAUCUGCAGAAUUUUGCUAUCAAAUGGAGCUGUAAUUGAUGCUCAGACAAAAUCUGGAAAUGCUACUGCUUUGCAUAAAGCUUCUGCUUCUGGCAAGUUGGAUGUUGUCAAGUUUCUUAUACAGGCUGGAGCUUGUGUAAAUAUACAAGAUAUUGAUGGUCAAACAAUACUCCACAAGGCGAUGGCAAACAAUAAUAGGGAAUUGGCAAAUUUUCUUCUGACUACUUACCCCAAUCUGCGUGCUAUGAAAGACAAAAAGGGAAAAUGUGCAUCUGGAUUGUAUGUUUAAAAUACAUGUUGAAUAAGUGUCGCAUGACAUGCUUGUUAUCAUAUUGCACAUAUUAUUAUGUUUAUAGUGUUUAAUACCUUUGGAUUUUUUAUGUCAAUAAUUAUGUGCAAUAAUUUCCAAUAUUUUUUAUAGCUUAUUAAAUGUUAUUGUUGCUUUUAUAAAUAUUUUAAUAAAAUAUAGAAUAUUAACAUUCCUUAAGAGUUAGUGAUAUGUUUAUAUCUUUAUAAAGAAAGUGCCGAUUUUUUCUUUUGAUGUUUAUCAUAAAUUGGCCUAGAUGAUAUAUGAUUUUAAAAGUAAACAGAUAUUUCUUAUAUGAUCUGCCUUUAUACUAGGUCUAUGUAGAUUCCUUUUCAUUAACUUUGUCCAGAUAAGCAUUUUAUGGUCAUGUAUAAGUAGUAUAUAAUAUGUUUUCUCUACUGCACAUGAAGUUUAUUUCUAAGGCUCCAAAAUAUAAAAGAAAUAAUUUGCAUUCUUUAAGAACUGACCCUAAAUUUGGUUUAAGUGAGGCAAGAGAAAUUACUUUUAUCAUGCUUUACUUAUAACAGUAAAAAAAAGUACUUUUUACGUAUACGUGAAAGAAAAAUAUUCAUAUCACCUUUUUUAUGCAAAUAUAUAAAUUCCUUGCAUUAGAUUCAUGCACCUUAGCACAACAACCAUGAAUUUAUCGUACACUACACUGUAGCAGCAGCAUAUCCUAUUUAAUGUACCAAAAUGAAAAAUAGCAAAGUUCUUUAUAAAUAUAACCUUAAUAGUCCAGUUUUUAGUUUGAAUUAAUGGAUACUAAUGUUAAAAUAUUGGCAACAUUGACCGGCAGGUCAUGUUUUAAUUUUUUUUGUAAAAUAUGUGUAACAGUGGUUGCAAAAGGACAACUAUAUUUAUUUAUAACACGAAUAAGCCCAUGCCCAAGCCCAAUUUUGAUGUGGUGAAAAUUUUAGUAAACAUCUUGUUCAUUCAUAUAAGGAACCUAAUGCCAAAUUUCGAAUCUAUGAACCCAGCAGUAGGAUUUGGGCAUUGACAUGCAAGUUAGUCAAUCAAUUUCCUCUCUGAAAUAGAAGGUGAAUGUUUGUAAUAGUAUACAAAUAUCGUGUAAUAUAUCCUUAGUCCAUAAGUGCACCAUUACAUAUUUUUUAUAUAAAAAUAAUAGUGAAUGUUACAUGUUUUACCUGAAAAAAAUCAAAUUUAAUAGCAUAUUUUCAGUAAAUGUCAAAUCUUACUAACUUGAUGUACCUACUCUCUAAGACGUACUCGUAUUAAGUAUUGAUGUAAAGAGCAAAGUUUUAGCUCAAGUUAAUCUAUUCUUAGAAAUUAAAAUGUACUGUGUAAUUUUUAUCUACUGUGGAGUUAUUCACAAGAGUUUUUUGAUGUAUCACUAGUAUUGGUGUCGUAACCAAGAUCAUAUUUUAUAUCUUUCACUUGGAACACAUUCGUAAGUGUUUUUAUUUAAUAAAAAAAUAAAUAUUUUAACGAUAA
This is a messenger RNA of Amyelois transitella, 2049 nucleotides long. RefSeq names its product ankyrin repeat domain-containing protein 39. Gene Ontology annotation, molecular function: protein binding. The coding region runs from base 52 to 579 and encodes 175 amino acids. The transcript has 3 exons. NCBI's taxonomy places the organism in Eukaryota, Metazoa, Arthropoda, Insecta, Lepidoptera, Pyralidae. The record is from RefSeq and is a predicted model, not a curated record.